Messenger RNA from Racocetra persica, 202 nucleotides. The record is from the annotation of a GenBank genome assembly. NCBI's taxonomy places the organism in Eukaryota, Fungi, Glomeromycota, Glomeromycetes, Diversisporales, Gigasporaceae.
AUGUAUAGCUCAGUUUUUCUUAUAUGUUGGUCUCUUCAUCCAAAAUAUAUAUUUGCACAAGCUAUUCGUCCAGAGCUUGCAACUCUUAUUAAAAAGGAAGCUAGUCUUUUAUUUGAACGACUCUUUCCAAAUAAAGAUAUUAAAAAGUUUCGAAUGCAAUUAAUUGAUUGGAAUAAUAAGGCUUAUCCUUUUAAUUUUGAAG